AUGAAUUUAUUUUUGCUUGUUUUCUUGCUUUUCACUUCGAGUGCGCAGACGCUAAAAGGCCUGCAAACAAAAUUGCUCGCUCUUCAAGCCAAAGCGGACAAGAAAUUCAAAGACUAUGAAGUCGCCUUCACCAUGCUCGGAAAGAGAUUGUUCGCCGUCGAAGAGAACCUCUCCAAAUCGCUGAAGACUAUCGACGAGCAGCAGGAAAAGAUCGACAAAUUGAUCCACGCGCAGCUUCUUUGCGGCUGCUCGAACGAUUACAACACCGAGAACUUUCACGGAAAACGGCAUCAUGUUGGCGUCAAUCUUCUUUUGGACUUACUUCUGGAAGGGAACAACUUUUCAAAGACCAAAAAGUCUGUUUCCACGCCAACUACGACAAUGAAAACGACCACGACGAAGAAAACCUCAACAACUCGGAAAACAACAACGAGAACAACGACAACUACAACAAAACGAACUUCAACUACGAAAAGAAUGACGACCACGCAGCCGAUUCCCACAAAUCCACCUCAAAAUCUGGGCGGAUUCGAUAUUGCAGAAGAAGUAACGACUGCCUCCACAUCUGACUACGAAACUGACGACUCCGGCGAAGAAGAUAAUGAGGCAAAAUGCAUCGAAAAAGCGAACAUAAACGCGUUCGUCAUGUCAAAAUGGAAAAACACGCAAGAAAAUCUGUUUCAAUUCAACGGAGAUGUCAUCGCGCAGCUUCCGAGUACUCUUCCUCCCUUUUCGAUUUUGAUGAUUAAAUUCGACCCGCCUCUCGUUGAAAUCGAGACUUGGGAUGCGGACGCGACUCCAGUCGACAGAGAAGGACAGUACUGGGCCUUUGCUCCCAAGUAUCGCGACAAAUACGAGACUUUCGCCGGAAAAGAGUGGAAAUUCAACUUUAUGGGGAAGCUGGAACAAGAUGCGGAGCCGAAGAGCGCUGGAUUCUUUUGCGACAAAUAUCCUCUUCAUGGCCAAUUCGGCGAGCCAGACCCAGAUCAGUCGACAAUCGCUGAGUUCUCCCAGCAAUUCACGCGCAAAAAAUACAAUCCAACUAUGUGUUCUGCCGCUGUUUCUGGAAAACCCCCGUCGAAUCCAAGAAACACGGAGCCGAAAUGGUUGGAGGCGUCUGAAGGAGAAAAGAACUUUACAAAGGGCUACGAGCUCAACGAAGUACUGACCAAGUCGAUUUUGUUUUACGAAGCGCAGCGGGCGGGACCACUUGGCGAUGAGAACAGAAUUCCGUGGCGCGGGCAUUCUACGCUCAAAGACGGAUGUGGCGUCAAAGCGAAUCUCGAGGGCGGCUGGUUUGACGCUGGCGAUCACGUCAAAUUCGCCCUUCCCGCCGCUUUUAGCGCUACUCUUCUGGCUUGGGGAAUCUUGGACUAUCACCCGGCCUACACUGCUGCUGGCGAGCUGGAGAAUGUGGUUUACUCGAUCAAGUGGAAGCUGGAUUGGUUGAUGGCGGCGCAUCCGAGCCCGAAUGUUUUCUACGCGCAAGUCGGCGACGGUGAUCUUGACCAUUCUUACUGGGGCACGCCGGAGAACAUGAAAAUGAAGCGACCAGUGUACAAACUGACGACGAAAAAUCCCGGAACGGAGCCAACAGCAGAAGCCGCAGCAGCAAUGGCGGCGGGGUCGAUUAUUUUCCGCGAAAUCGACGCCGAGUAUUCCACAGCUCUUCUCGGCCACGCGAUGGAGCUUUUUGCAUUCGCGGACAGAUACCGAAAAGAGUACCACUACUCCAUUCCCGAAGUGGCUAAGUUCUACAAAAGCUGGAGUGGAUACAACGACGAGCUCUGCUGGGCAGCUGGCUGGCUCUAUCGCGCGUCGGAGAUCGAGUACUUUUCUGAAACUGCGAGGGGCUACUACAAGUCCUUAAAAUGCAAUUACGCUUCUUCAUCUAUCAGCUGGGACGACAAAUCGCUCCUUGUGCAUCUUCACAUGGCUCAACUGUUUCCAGAAGACGAGUCCUACCGCAAAAACGUCGCUCGCGAAGCCGACGCGCUUAUCAUCAAGCACAACAAGACUCCGAAAGGCCUUCUCUUCAAUCCAGAAAUCUCAAAGUGGGGCUCACUGCGAUACGCCUCCAACUGGGCUUACUUUCUGCUUGGCGCUGCUCGACUGGAGCCAAAACUUCCCAACCAUAAAGAGUACUACGAACUGGCGAUUGGUCAGCUGGGCUAUGCUCUUGGCGACACUGGGCGGUCAUUUGUCGUCGGUUUUGGGAAAGAUCCGCCGAAGCAGCCGCAUCAUCGCUCUUCUUCCUGCACGCCCGGCGAGGACUGCUCAUCGAUGGGCAACGAUGCAAGUCGACCAAAUCACUUCACCCUUUAUGGCGCGCUCGUUGGCGGCCCGAAUGGAAACGAUCAGUACGCAGAUGCUCGAUCAGACUACAUCGCGAAUGAAGUGGCGAUCGACUACAACGCUGGCUUCCAAGGCGCCAUCGCUGGCUGGAAAUGCUUCGCGAUGAAAGAAAAGUGCUGGAAUUUUUGA
This is a messenger RNA of Oikopleura dioica, 2484 nucleotides long. The record is from the annotation of a GenBank genome assembly. Lineage: Eukaryota; Metazoa; Chordata; Appendicularia; Copelata; Oikopleuridae.